AUUUGAAUUUCCUGAACGGUUAGAACUGGACCAAUUUCUACAUGAGAAAGAAAAGACUCCUGCCUCUUACAUUCUGCAUGCUGUGCUUGUACAUAGUGGCGACAACCAUGGGGGCCACUAUGUUGUAUAUAUUAACCCAAAAUGUGAUGAAAAAUGGUGCAAAUUUGAUGAUGAUGUCGUGUCCAGGUGUACAAAACAAGAGGCCGUUGAUAAAAAUUUUGGUGGACAUGAUGACGAAAUUUCUGUAAAACACUGUACAAAUGCAUAUAUGUUGGUGUAUAUACGAGAGAGUUGUAUAAAUGAGUCUUUACAUGUUAUGAGUGAGUCAGAUAUUCCACAAUGCUUAAUUGAUAGACUAGCAGAAGAAAGACGUAUGGAAGUGCAAAAGAGAAAAGAGAGAACAGAGGCACACUUGUAUAUGAAUGUUCAGGUUGUGACAGAGGACCAUUUUUAUGGUCACCAAGGCAAUGAUCUCAUGGAUCUGGAGAAAGCCAACUUUAGGUGAGGCUCUUGUUCAAGGCUUAGCAAAGCCAUU
Mizuhopecten yessoensis (Yesso scallop) is the source of this 535-nucleotide messenger RNA. RefSeq names its product ubiquitin carboxyl-terminal hydrolase 7-like. Gene Ontology annotation, biological process: protein deubiquitination; regulation of protein stability. The record is from RefSeq and is a predicted model, not a curated record. Gene Ontology annotation, cellular component: nucleus; cytosol. Gene Ontology annotation, molecular function: cysteine-type endopeptidase activity; cysteine-type deubiquitinase activity. The transcript is spliced from 4 exons. The annotation marks the transcript as partial. NCBI's taxonomy places the organism in Eukaryota, Metazoa, Mollusca, Bivalvia, Pectinida, Pectinidae.